Messenger RNA from Ochlerotatus camptorhynchus, 1608 nucleotides. RefSeq lists its product as uncharacterized. Gene Ontology annotation, molecular function: protein binding; GTPase activator activity. The coding region runs from base 1 to 1608 and encodes 535 amino acids. The transcript has 3 exons. Lineage: Eukaryota; Metazoa; Arthropoda; Insecta; Diptera; Culicidae. The record is from RefSeq and is a predicted model, not a curated record.
AUGGAACUUGAAACUGUAACUGGUGAAGCUAUUUCUCCGGAGCUAGUCGAUUCGGAAGUUUGUGGUCAACUGUCGGUUGAAACAACCGGAGAAUCCCUUUCGGAAGACGUCUAUCGCAUUGCGAUAUGUCCGUUCCGUGGUCACAGUUCCAAAUCGACGAUCGAAGAUGAAUCGGAGUGGUUUCCGAAACCGGUAGAUCCGUUGAAGCGAUUGGCCGAGGUUGAAGACGUGCCAAUUCAGCCCAAACGCAGCAUUGCACAACUUUACGCAAUCGAAUGUCGCAAGUACGGGGUGACGGCGCUGCAACUCGUUUGCGGCAUUUUAGAGGAGAUUGAGCGGGAGGCGGAUUCCGAUGUAGAUGUGGACUUGAACCGCGUCGGUUUAAGUAACCUCCAGGUGCAAAUCAUCCUGGAUUGCCUGGCUGUAGCCUGUCCGGAUCGGUUGAACUUUCUCGGCUUGAGUCACAAUCUGUUGAUGGACAGUAUCCUGGCGAAUUGUCUAGCGAAUCUUCUGCAGUUGUCCCGACGGAUUGCAAGGUUGGAUCUUUCGCAUUGCACUCUGAGUGACUACGAAGUGCUGAAGAUUUUGGCAGAUGCGUUGUCUACUUCGACGGUGCGGAGCGUGAACCUGUCGCACUGUCAGCUGAGCGAUACAGGUGGAGUGGAUUUGUUCAACGCUUUGUCGAUGUCGGACUGUAUCGAAGAGGUGGAUGUCAGCUGGAAUCGGUUGCAGAGUGGGAGUGGAGUUGCGGCAGGGUUGUUUGUGGGGGUAAAUUCAACGAUUCGGGAACUGAACUUGGAAGGAAACUACCUGUAUCGGGAGAAGGAGUGUAUCGUUCCGUUUUUGAAGGAGUUGGCUAAGAAUGAAUCGCUGAGGAAGCUGAAUUUGUCGUGGAAUGCCCUGCGGGGUUCCCUAUUUGGUUCGGCGUUGGUCAAAGCGAUCGUGGCUAGUGGAUUGAAAGUGCUGAAUUUGGAAAUGAAUUGCUUGCGAUCGGAGGAAGCAUUGUCUUUGUUGAAGGCGUUCCGAAAAUGCGAACAUUUGAGGGAGAUUUUGCUAGGUGGGAACUUCUUCAGUGAGGAUGAUCUCAAGGAAUUUUUAAAGGCAUUUGGACGGAAUCCAAACAUGAAUUUACUGUCGUUGGGAAAGUAUCAGUUUGUUUCGAAAGUGACCGGGCGGUUAUCAAAACGCUUCAUGAAUCGCGAUCCUUCGAAGAGAAUCACCUACCAGGGAGUUCUGUUGGCAAAUCCACCGCGUCCGGUGGAUGUUCCGGAGAUGUUGCUAGAUCGAUGCCGCUUUUUGGGCUUCAAACCGAAAAAGAAGAAGCUAAAGCGUGACCUUGGCCACUUUAUGCUGCAGUUGCAGAAGCUGGAGAACCCUCUGUUGCCACGGGAUGAUUUCCUGGCGAUGGUCAAAAAGUUCCGCAUCAAGUUGGAUAAGAGUUUGACGGAAUCGUUGAUGGACGCAUUCACGGAGCGGAAGUUGGUUGACGGUGCGGCCAUGGCCGUGAAAUAUCUGGACAAGUAUCCUACGGAACCGCCUCCGGUUAAACCGAAAAAGUCAAAGGGGAAAAAGAAGAAAAAGAAAGGAAUAGCAAAACCGAAAAAGUAA